Molecule: messenger RNA, 1507 nt
Organism: Anolis carolinensis (green anole)
Lineage: Eukaryota; Metazoa; Chordata; Lepidosauria; Squamata; Anolidae
Gene: psmd10
Product: proteasome 26S subunit, non-ATPase 10
Exons: 5
Coding region: 36-725 (229 amino acids)
Molecular function (GO): protein binding
Source: RefSeq, a predicted model, not a curated record
GCCAUUUUGAGGGCGGGGCUACCAGGUUGUCAAAGAUGGAGGACGGGGGUGGCUCGGUCUCCGACGUGGAGGUGUGCAACCUGGCCUACUUGGGCCGCCUGGAGGAGUUGAAGGAGCGGCUGGGAAACAACCGGAGCUUGGCCACCAAAGUCGACCAGGAUAACAGGACGGCCCUGCACUGGGCCUGCUCCGCUGGGCAUCCAGACAUUGUGGACCUCUUGCUGAGCCUGGGAGCUCCUGUGAAUGACAAGGACGAUGCCGGAUGGAGCCCUCUGCACAUCGCUGCUUCAGCCGGCCGGGAGGAGAUUGUGAAAGACCUUUUGAAAGAAGGUGCUCAGGUCAAUGCUGUCAACCAAAAUGGCUGCACUCCACUGCAUUACGCCGCUUCCAAAAACAAGCAGGAGAUUGCGCUCAUGCUGCUAGAGAACAAGGCCAAUCCGGAUGCAAAGGACCACAUGGGCUCCACUCCAUUGCACAGAGCGGCCUCCAAAGGGAACCUGAAGAUGAUACAGAUCCUUUUGAAGCACAAAGCAUCUGCCAAUCUGCAGGAUUCGGAAGGAAACACGGCCCUCCAUUUAGCCUGCGAUGAAGAGAGAGUGGAUGAAGCCAAGCUUUUGGUGUCCCAAGGUGCAAGUAUCUACAUUGAGAACAAAGAAGAAAAGACCCCCCUUCAAGUUGCCAAAGGCGGCCUGGGAUCUAUCCUGAGGAGGCUUGCUGAAGGUUAGCCAUUGCAGCAAACUGAAGACUGUUCACUGGGUUGUUUUUGGUUUGGGAUUGAUUUUAACUAUCACAACUUGAUUUUUUUUGUUCAUUAUCUAACUGUGAUUCCUACACCUUCAGUGGACAACCUUUUUAUUUGUACAUUUAUGAACACUUUUAAACAUUUAUUUGUACAUGUGGCAGCAUUGGAGUUAAAGCCCUAUUUUUCUACAGAAGAUAAACCCUUGGCAACCGUCUUUCCAUUUGGAAGCUAUUAAUCUUGCUCCAUGGCAGAUCGCUGUCUUACAACUGUGUGAUCCUCCAGAUAUUGUGGGACUCAAACUCUCAGCAUUACUACCUUCUCCAAAGAUUAUGGAUUCUCUUGACAUAAAACGCAUCCUUUGCAACAAUCAUUUCUGCCCUAUGCCUUAUAUAGGAGAUUAUCAGGGGUUUAACUCAGCUAAAGCAAUGACAGGCCUAGUAAAAUGGCUUGAAGUAGAAGCUUUACUUCCAAGUAAAUUUCUAUGGCAACCUAAAGGUUAAGGUCUGUCAUAAAAACCAACUUCAGUGGACCAUUUACUUAAAAAGAUAUUCCUCUCUUUUCUGCUUCUUAUUGGUGGGGAGGGCCUAGCUUUGGGAUACAAUAUGGAUUUCAGUUGUUAGGAUCAACUUGUAUUGACUCCUUUCUGCUACCUUCCUAGCUCACUGUCUCAAUCGUUUUGAGCAGUGUGCGUUAAUGCUUUGUACAGUUGGAGUGAUUUUUUUGCAUCCUAAGCUGCUUAGAAUAAAAUACGCUUUGCCCCUUAAA